Molecule: messenger RNA, 1172 nt
Organism: Brachypodium distachyon (stiff brome)
Lineage: Eukaryota; Viridiplantae; Streptophyta; Magnoliopsida; Poales; Poaceae
Product: ylmG homolog protein 1-2, chloroplastic
Exons: 2
Coding region: 140-661 (173 amino acids)
Biological process (GO): chloroplast fission
Cellular component (GO): membrane
Source: RefSeq, a predicted model, not a curated record
ACAAGCAGGGCCCACCAAAAUCCUCCCUAUCCUUUCGGGCUUUCCCCUCGCGACCUUCUCUUCCCGGCGUUGCUCCCUCCGACCUCCCCUCCUCUUCGCCCCAUCCUUCUAGAACCUUCCGGAACCCCCACCGGCGAGGAUGAACGCCCUCCUCGCGUCCCCGUGUACGGGGCCGCCUCUGCUCCGCCCCUUCCCGAGCCCCGCCACCCGUUUCCUCCCCGCCAAAACCCUAGCUCCCGGCUCGCUCCGCCUCCCCCGCGGCCUCCGCGCAUCCCCGCCGCCGCCGCGUGCCGCCGCGCAGGUGGCGGCAUCGGCCGUCGGAGGGCUCCUGGCCCCGCUCUCGGCGCUGGAGGUCGGGCUGCGGAGCAUCAACCUCGCGCCGCUGCGGCCGCCGAUCGCGGCGGCGAUGUCGGCGGCCGUGCGGUGGCUGGGCGUCUACAGAGAGGUGCUUCUGGUCGGGGUGCUCUUCUCCUGGUUCCCUAACAUCCCUUGGGACCGGCAGCCCUUCUCCGCGCUGCGCGACCUCUGCGACCCCUUCCUCGCCCUCUGCCGCGAGGUCAUGCCGCCCGUGUUUGGCCGCAAGCUCGACCUUAGCCCGCUCGUCGCAUUCAUGGCCAUCGACAUCCUCAUCAUGAUCCUUCGCCCACAGCCGCGCAUGUGAUGGAAUUGAAGGGUAGUGGUUGGUAUGUUAGGUUCUACUAUGUGCGCACAUGCUUCUUUUGGGUCGUUGCUGGAUUGGUUGGACAACCAGAGUUGCAAUGCGAAGAUAGCACUGUUUGAGUUAUUUUGAGUUGUUAUGUAGACAACUGUAGCUCCCUAGAUAAAGCUUCUGUCAUUAAUAGUACUGAAGGAUUGUACAAGUAGUAUAUGUGCUAGAUACAAUCUGCAAUUCUGCUCCGUUCCGGGACCAAAUUCAUCUACUAUAUCGUGGUACAAUCUGCACAUCUGUUCGGAGAUAUUCAGCUAACAGGUCCUGAACAAUUUGUCACGACUUCUAAGGAAUCCCAAACAAUACCAGGCACAGGCCCAUGCAUAUGCAAUUAUGCAUGCUCUCUGAUCUUUGUGCUUUAUUUUCAUUCUUCUUUACUUUUCAUCAUGAUGAGUAUUCCCAUCUUAUUUUCUGACUUGGCAAAUGUGUUUGCCUGCAAAUGCACUUGUUCUGUUCUGGUUUA